Messenger RNA from Arachis ipaensis, 1377 nucleotides. Its product is annotated as protein sym-1. Lineage: Eukaryota; Viridiplantae; Streptophyta; Magnoliopsida; Fabales; Fabaceae. Gene Ontology annotation, cellular component: cytoplasm; membrane. The record is from RefSeq and is a predicted model, not a curated record.
GAACCCGCAGCGGCAAGCCGCCAAGUGGGCACUGGAUAGUGCCAUCGCUGGCGGCAAAAACGGAAGUGGUGGAGUCGACUGUAAGUGUAACUCUGUAAGCACUCAGCAUUCAGCAAAGACCUCUAAAACCCUUUCUUCUGCGAAACAAUGGCGUCAGUGACUCACCACUCCCUACUCUUCACUAACCUUUCUUCUCAACCACUCAUUUCCUGUGUUCCUUCUUCUCCAAUAUUCCGUCUUCCUUCUACCCAAUCCUGCGCUCACCCUUCUCUCACCUCCACCUGCUCUCUCCCUUCCUUCGUCACCAAUCUCCGCUUCCGCAAUUCCCGCCUCUCUGCCCUACCCGACGACGCUUCUGUCGGAUCUCGUGGCCCUGGAGGCUCCGAUUCCGGCGGAGGUAGUGGCGGCGGCGACGGCAGCCACGCUGGUGGAGGAGAUAAUUCGUCAUUCUUGUCAUGGUAUUUGGCUGUUCUUGGAAAAAACCCUGUUGCAGUAAAAGCUAUAACAUCUGCAAUUUUGACACUAAUUGGAGAUUUGAUAUGCCAGCUUGUAAUAGACCAAGUGCGGUAUUUGGACUUGAAGAGGACGUUUAUUUUCACUCUGCUUGGUUUUGUCUUAGUAGGUCCAACAUUGCAUUUCUGGUACUUGUAUCUAAGUAAAUUGGUUACACUACCUGGAGCAUUGGGUGCACUUUUGCGUCUUGUAAUUGAUCAGUUCUUAUUUUCCCCCAUAUUCAUUGCGGUUUUCUUAGCUACAUUGGUCACACUUGAGGGAGGGCCAUCACAAGCUAUCCCCAAACUUAAACAGGAGUGGUUUUCUUCUGUUGUGGCAAACUGGCAAUUAUGGAUACCUUUUCAAUUUCUCAACUUCAGAUUUGUUCCGCAGCAAUUCCAGGUCCUUGCUGCUAAUGUUAUUGCUUUGGUAUGGAAUGUUAUUCUCUCAUUUAAGGCGCACAAAGUUGUUCAAAAAUAGAUUGUGGUAAUAUAAUUUUUUUUUGUCAUAAAUUACACACACACGCAAACAUUACACGAGAAAAAUAAAGGCAAACAGGAACCAAGGGACAAUUGAACAAGUCUACAUAUGAAAACUUGGUUGAAGUAGAAUGUCAGAAAGCACAAGAAGCAAAGCAGGGUUGGGCUCUCAUGUUUAUUUCAUAUGUACAAUUGUUGAAUAAAACAAUCAGACCAAAAAAAACUCAAGACUUUUUGUUUAUUUAUUAUAUUAAGAGUAUUGAGAUUCUUUUUUAAGGGUAACUGUUGAUAUUUUAGUUAUAGUCAUCACCUUUUUAAGUUUAAAAAUAGGCGAAAUCGAAGUAUUCUCAAUGAUGCACUUUUAUCAAUUAAGUAUUUAAGAACAAAAAGAAAAAAGGAAAUAAUA